CGCCCUCCGCCAUCCCAGCAUGCACUGCGAGGUCUGCAGUAUAUUAUUGACAAAGAAAAAAGGCUGGAGAGAAACAACAACAGGGUGGGUUCAGAAGCACAGACCCUGGUGAUAGCACUAACGUUAUACGAACCCGUGUGCUGACAACAAGUACCAUGUCCUGGCCCUGAGGCGAUGAGAGCGGGAAGUGCUAUUUCCACCUAAAGGGAGUUUGCGCAGCUUGAUAGUUUGUGGAGAGAGGGGUGGGGGGCCCAGGCAGACCGCGGACGGGGAAGGGGAAGAGCUCAGCUGGAGCCAAUGCAGCAGCAGCAUCGACAGCCUGAGCUGGUGGAAGGAAGCCUUCCUGUGUUCGUGUUCCCCACUGAGCUCAUCUUCUACGCAGAUGAGCAGACGUCUCACAAGCAGGUGCUCACCCUCUACAACCCCUAUGAGUUCGCCCUCAAGUUUAAAGUGCUGUGCACAGCGCCAAACAAGUACACUGUGGUGGAUGCCACCGGAGCUGUCAAGCCACAGUGUUGUGUUGACAUAGUAAUCAGACACAGAGAUGUGCGUGCAUGCCAUUAUGGGGUGUACGACAAGUUCCGACUGCAGGUGUCGGAGCAGAGUCAGCGGAAAGCUCUGGGUCGCAAAGAGGUGACGGCUACGCUCCGUCCCUCAGCCUCACAGGAGCCGCCCAGCCCCCGGCCACAAGAUGAGGAACGCAGAAUCAAAGAGCAGUUUGCUGACAGCGAGUUUUUUGAACAGACUGCAUUUCAGACAGAGAGCCGUCCUGUUGCUGGAGGCCCCAGUCUGCUGACGGUGCUGCUUGGGCUGGUGUGUAUGGCCGCCCUGAUGCUCCCGACCCUGGGGGAGCAAGAAUCUACUGUGCCUGUCUACCUCCACUUAAGUGUUAACAAGAAACUUGUAGCUGCUUAUGUUCUCGGUCUUCUUACAAUGGUCAUCCUACGCACAUGAAGUGCUGUGAGCUGAGAAGAGGAGGGGACGUGAUGUAAAAGACGAGGAGAACAUUCUCACACCGGAGGCACUGCUACGCUUCGAUGAGUACAGCUGACCGGGGUGCGGGGUACUUAUUCAAAUCACCCCGUCCCCUGAUAAAUACAUUUUAGUGUACUUAUUUUCAAAUCCACAUAUUUGUGUUAAUACAUAAUUUGACACAAUACUGAACUGAUGCAAACAGUGGAGACUUCCAGUUUGCAGGUCAAAGGAGGUGGUGUGAGAGGAGCUGUCCCUGCGCAGGGCCUGUGAAGAAACAUGAGGCCAUUUAAAAAGUGUUGUUUGGCCUCAUUCCCUGCAUCUGUAUUUCUAUUGCCAUUAUGUAACAAUAUGGUUAACUUGAGUGUGAAGGAAUCAACAUGCAAACAUGAUACAUGUAUAUAAAGCCAUUAACAUUUUGUUAUGGUAUUCACCUGUAACCAUCAUUAUAUUGAUGUUUUAAAGCGUUUUUAGAGUAGACUGAGGACUAAAUGCAGUUAUUUGCAUGUUGCCUAUCUGAAUGAGUUUUUGGUUGUUUUUUUGUUUUUCUUCCCCGCAAUAGGAUACUUUUAUAUGUCACCAAAGGAAAGAUCGUUUGAAGACAAUGCUUUGUUCGCCAUACUAUAAUCAAUGCUCCAUCAAACGUUUAAUAAAGUCUCAAUACAGCUGUCUGGUA
Molecule: messenger RNA, 1648 nt
Organism: Siniperca chuatsi (mandarin fish)
Lineage: Eukaryota; Metazoa; Chordata; Actinopteri; Centrarchiformes; Sinipercidae
Gene: mospd1
Product: motile sperm domain containing 1
Exons: 6
Coding region: 298-954 (218 amino acids)
Cellular component (GO): cytoplasm
Source: RefSeq, a predicted model, not a curated record